GCCGUGUUCACCCAACUCGGUAUUGGGUUUAAUAAUUCUGUAGCCCAAAAACGAACCAUAGAUAUCGAAUUCGCUGACGUGCCCGUUGACGCAAUCGAACAGCCGCAACGAAACAUUAUCGUGUGUUCUUUACUUGGAGAGCUUAAACCAACUCUAGAUAUAAUGAAAAUCCUAAUCCAACACGGCCAUAAUGUGUCUCUGGUAGCUCAAGGAGAGAUGUCUCAGAUUUUGGUAGAAUAUCCGAAGAUUCACCGCUAUCCACUCGGUUUCAUUAUCGACAGUAGAUCUCCCAACUAUCGUGACAUGUAUCUCGAAAAAUACUCUUUACAGCAUGCAAUUCGCGAAAGACAAGUAGCGUAUGACGUAUAUACGAAUGCAUAUAGAACGUAUACAAAAGUAGCAGUAGAACGGGCGAUUGACCUAUUUGUUUGCGACGCCAACUCACACGACGCUUGUGUUGAUGCUGCAUGGACAAUGAAGAAGCCAGUUGUAAUGAUUGGAUCAUCUUUAGAGUCAGCGAGCGAUACACGUGUCCCAUACAAACCGGAGUUUACUUUUGGAUGUGAUGUGUCAAUGGAACACAGUCCAUUCUUUGAAAGACUAUGGUGUUCGAUGAUAAUGCCAGCUAGGAUCAUGUAUGCUAUGUAUCCAUUAAUGAAGACAAUAAAUGAACAGAGACGGGAAUUGGGUAUUGAACCUGUAUCUGAUCGGCACGAGAGAACUCGCAAUGUUCUCUUUCUUGCUAAUACUUUCUUUGGCUUUGAAGUUGCUCAGCCGCUAUCUCCUAUGUAUAGGGAGGUUGGUCCUAUAAUGUCAGACAAAUACCCUGAUCUCGACACUCCAUUACGUGAAUUUCUUUUGACUCAUGAGAAAACUGUUUAUAUUUCGCUUGGUUCACGAGCUUAUUUAUCACAAAAGAACAAUGGAAUUAUUCUCCAGUCAAUUCUCGAAUCAAUCAACGCGAAAAUAUUUGAUGGUGUUAUCUGGUCAUUUGGACAAACUACAUUGGAUGACUUUCCGCCGACAAUAAUAUUACCAUCAUCAAACUCGGUCGUCAAUGUCAGCCAAGUUCUGCAUGCUCAUCCACAUAUAAUGGUGACCAAAGGACUAAGCCAACAAUUUGCAACACUUAAUCAUUCACAUAUACGCGUGUUUCUAACUAACGGAGGAACAGAGAGUAUCUAUGAAGGUCUAUACACAGCCACGCCAAUGCUUACCUUGCCAAUACUUCCAUCUGACUCUGCAAACACACAACGAUUAUUAAAUCAUCGUAAUCUAGCUCAUACUCUAUCCAAAGACUCGCUUACAGUUGCGGAGAUAACUCGGAAGAUUAAUAUACUGCUAACAGAUCCGUCUAUUCGUGCUAAUGCAAAAAGGAUGCAGUUUCUUUCUAGUAUUAAUGGAAAGAGAAAACGCUAUGCAGCAGAAUUGAUAGAAUAUGUACUCUUUAGUGCUGCUCAAUCUAGUAUGAAUGAUGAGAUUAAAACGAACGUCUUUCCAGAAUGGGAGACACCUGAUAGAAGAAUGGGAUGGAUCAAAGGAAGUAAUUUAGAUGUCGUAACCUUUGUAGGUGGAUUGAUGUUGAGCGUUAUUGUUAUGAUUACAUAUGCACUUUGGAACUUUGUUGAUAUCGUUGAGAAAAUAUCUACCUUGGUGGUGUCAAAAAGGACGAAAACUGUUGCAAUCGGAGGGUGUAAAAGGAAAUAA
Molecule: messenger RNA, 1707 nt
Organism: Paraglomus brasilianum
Lineage: Eukaryota; Fungi; Glomeromycota; Glomeromycetes; Paraglomerales; Paraglomeraceae
Source: the annotation of a GenBank genome assembly